This is a messenger RNA of Notodromas monacha, 1770 nucleotides long. The record is from the annotation of a GenBank genome assembly. Lineage: Eukaryota; Metazoa; Arthropoda; Ostracoda; Podocopida; Cyprididae.
UUAAUUUUUAUUGUACAGAAAUCCCGCCUUUGAACGAAGCGUUCUGCAUGAAUCACAGUAUGUGCGUUCCGUUUUAUGAGUGAAUACAGUGCCAGUGAAAUGUGCGACGAAGCGGAGCUAUCUCAUCGAGAAGCCAUGGCCAACAUUUUCAAGAGCAUUUCGGACAUUCUGGCCCGUGAUCCACUGCUAAGGAAUAUCGGCAUUCCAGCAGAACAAUUGACGAGCGAGGAAGUGGAGUCUCUCAUCGCACUGGAGCGAGGUCAAGCGAUGCGCAUCACUGUCGAACGAGCUGAUAAUACUUCGUUCCGUGUGAUCGUGCGAGAAAAUGCUCACGUCGCUGAUUUGAAACGCGCGAUCAAGCGAUUUGUUAAUUUAGAACAGACUCGGAAGAACGGAAGGCCGCCGUCUUUGAGCUGGAAACAUGUUUGGAGAGUUAACUGGAUAUGUUUCGACAAGGUUCGUCUGAAGAACAACCACGAUAAGCUCAAGGACUUGGGCAUUGUGAACCGGAGUCAUGUUGACCCUUUUGUUUCGAGUUUGAAUUUUUGUUUUGUGCUUGGCACACGGUCGGUGUGCCGACGAGAGUGUUCCGUUUCGUUACUCCGCAAAGUUUUUGCGAUGGAUGCUGUUUCUGUUGUUGAAAAUGUUGCCGUAGUGCUUACAGUGGCUACUUUUUUCAUGGGCGUACCGACGGCGCUCAAUAUUUUGGAGAAGAAACGUGCGGAUCCCGGGGAAAUUAUUGGCUUUACGAUCGGCAUUGCGCAGUCGAUUGCUUGGGGACAUGUUGGCUAUUGGGCACAAAGCUACUUCGUGACUCUUCAGACCUUCGGCUUUCUCAUCAACGGAACGUGUAUGCUCAUUUACUUCAUCUACGCAGUGGACAAGUCCAUAGUUGUCAAGCAUACAGCCUCUUUGCUGGCAAUGCACCUGGGAUUGACAUAUUUUGCCUUGAAUAUUGCUCCGUCUGCGGAAUGGGCCUUUGGAGGUAUACUCGCAUUUGCGAUGGUACUCAACGCUGUGUGCACUGGAAUGCCUUUACUUUCGAUCAAUGAAGUCAAGCGCCAUCGAUGCACUUACCCUAUGGGCAUGAAUUUGAGGAACAGCAUAUUGCUUCUGUUAUUGACCUUUGCGUGGGGACUACACGGUUUCCUUUCGGGAGAUCUUGGAUCAUUUAUAUUCAACAUCUUCAUGACCAGUGCAUGGGCUGUUAUGGUGUACUACAACCUGAUAUUUCCGUUUGAACCUCCAUCUGGUUUGAAAAAGAAAGUCCCAGGGUUUACUCUCAAACGAGUUGCAACCAGUAUCAAGGACUUUGGAGACAAGAUGUCGAAUUUUACAUUGGAGGACUUUGGGGGCUUCGGGGAAGAGAAGAAUGAUUGAAACGGUGCCUUUACGUUGGGGAUUUUCUUUUUUCGUUGGUUCUCACGUGCGGAAGCUGACUCCGUAAAUUGUUAUGUUUGCCGCAAAAUGUUGAUUGGUAAAUGAGUGGUGAUGAUGAGUGAUCCAUUGACAGCUAUGACGACGUGAGCGGUUGUUUCCCGGUAAUCAGAUGUCUUUCAUCGAUAGUCGGAGGCUUGCCGCUAUUUUAGGUGAAUAUUUUCGUGGUAUUUUGCGAAUGGAAUUCGCCAAGGUGUCGGAAAUCCAAUAGCUAUUUGCAUCGGAGUCUCGUCAAUAUUUUUCUUGCCAAAUGCACUCGAUGGAACUUUGAAGCUAUUUUCCGCCCGGAAAGAUAUAUCAGUUGCUUUUUUGUUGGUGUUUAUAAACAGAAAA